AUGAUAAGUCUAUCCGUCUAUGGGAUGUCAAAACAGGAUAAUAAAAAGCCAAAUUAGAUGGUCAUAGUAACUCUGUUAUAUCAGUCUGUUUCUCUCCUGAUGGAAAUACAUUAGCUUCUGAUAGUGUAGAUAACUCUAUCCGUCUAUGGGAUGUCAAAAACAGGUAUUUUUCAGAUUAUAGAUUUAAAGAAAUUUAGGUUAAAAAUGCAAGAUAUCCUUUUUUUAACACUCCUUUGCAGUAAAAGAAUAUUAUUUAAAAUUUAGAUACAUCUAAUAUUAUGGUUUACCCAGACUUCAAUUUUUCAAGGUUUAAGAGAGUUUUUUAUAAAAAACCGUUUCCUUUUAGGAGAAUAAUUGGAGUAACACUUGA
This is a messenger RNA of Paramecium pentaurelia, 370 nucleotides long. The record is from the annotation of a GenBank genome assembly. Lineage: Eukaryota; Ciliophora; Oligohymenophorea; Peniculida; Parameciidae.